GAGCGCCCAGCCCAGACACCCAACGCAGAGUCCUGGCCCGGAGCACCAGUGUCCCGGCGUCCUUUCUCCCUGACUGACCCUAGUUUUUCAGCCAAAACCUUUGACCAGAGUCUCCUUGCCAGCAUUCCUAAAGCUUUGCCAGCUCUUGCACCAGACAACCCGGACCUCCUCUGGGCGCCAGCUCCUCGGCUCCAACCCGUCCAGAAUCAAGCGGGAUUUUUUUUUCCCUCUAGAAAUUGGCUUUGGUGUGUCGCCCGCCUUCUCCCCUCCUCCUCUCAACUCCUCCCCUCCCUUUUUUUUCUCUCCUCCUUCUUCUUCUUCCUGAGACAUGGCCCGGGCAGUGGCUCCUGGAAGAGGAACAAGUGUGGGAAAAAGGAGAGGAAAUCGGAGCUAAAUGACAGGAUGCAGGCGACUUGAGACACAAAAAAGAGACGCGCUUCUCGCGGAUUCAGGCAUUGCCUCGCUGCUAGCCUUCCCCGCCAAGACCCGCUGAGGAUUUUAUGGCUCUUAGACGGACUUAAGAGCAUUUCGGCUUGUUAAGAUUCGGGUUUGCUGGGCUUUCGUCCGCGCAAUCGUGUUCUCCCGCAGCUGCCUUGGGACUGGCUCGGCGAAGGAGGAUGGAGAGGGGGCUGCCGUUGCUGUGCGCCGCGCUCGCCCUUGCCCUCGCCCGGGCCGGCGCUUUCCGAAGCGAUAAAUGUGGAGGGACUAUAAAAAUUGAAAACCCGGGGUACCUUACAUCUCCCGGUUACCCGCAUUCUUAUCACCCAAGUGAGAAGUGUCAAUGGCUGAUCCAAGCUCCAGAACCCUACCAGAGAAUCAUGAUCAACUUCAACCCACACUUCGAUUUGGAGGACAGAGACUGCAAGUACGACUAUGUGGAGGUGAUCGAUGGGGAUAAUGAAAAUGGCCGUCUGUGGGGCAAGUUCUGUGGGAAGAUCGCACCGUCUCCUGUGGUGUCUUCAGGGCCCUUCCUCCUCAUCAAAUUUGUCUCUGACUAUGAGACACAUGGGGCCGGGUUUUCUAUCCGUUAUGAAAUCUUCAAGCGAGGUCCGGAAUGUUCUCAGAACUACACAGCACCUAGUGGAGUGAUAAAGUCCCCAGGGUUCCCUGAAAAAUACCCUAACAGCUUGGAGUGCACCUACAUCAUCUUUGCACCGAAGAUGUCUGAGAUUAUCCUGGAGUUUGAAAGUUUUGACCUGGAGCAAGACUCAAAUCCUCCAGGAGGAAUGUUCUGUCGCUAUGACCGGCUGGAGAUCUGGGAUGGGUUCCCUGAAGUCGGCCCUCACAUUGGACGCUACUGUGGGCAGAAAACACCUGGUCGGAUCCGCUCCUCUUCAGGCGUUCUAUCCAUGGUCUUUUACACCGACAGCGCCAUAGCAAAGGAAGGUUUCUCAGCCAACUACAGUGUGUUGCAGAGCAGCAUCUCUGAAGAUUUCAAGUGUAUGGAGGCUCUGGGCAUGGAAUCUGGAGAGAUCCAUUCUGACCAGAUCACGGCAUCCUCACAGUAUGGCACCAACUGGUCUGUAGAGCGUUCCCGCCUGAACUACCCUGAAAAUGGGUGGACUCCCGGACAGGACUCCUAUCGGGAGUGGAUCCAGGUGGAUUUGGGCUUCCUGCGAUUCGUCACUGCUGUCGGGACACAGGGUGCCAUUUCCAAGGAAACCAAGAAGAAGUAUUACGUCAAGACUUACAGAGUAGACAUCAGCUCCAAUGGAGAGGACUGGAUCACCCUGAAAGAGGGAAAUAAGGCCAUUAUCUUUCAGGGAAACACCAACCCCACCGAUGUUGUCUUAGGAGUUUUCCCCAAACCACUAAUAACUCGAUUUGUCCGGAUCAAACCUGUAUCCUGGGAAACUGGUAUAUCUAUGAGAUUUGAAGUUUAUGGCUGUAAGAUAACAGAUUACCCCUGCUCUGGAAUGUUGGGCAUGGUGUCUGGACUUAUCUCAGACUCCCAGAUUACAGCAUCCAACCAAGGAGACAGAAACUGGAUGCCAGAAAACAUCCGCCUGGUGACCAGUCGCUCUGGCUGGGCCCUGCCACCCUCAGCCCACCCAUACAUCAAUGAGUGGCUCCAAGUGGACUUGGGGGAUGAGAAGAUAGUGAGGGGUGUCAUCAUUCAGGGUGGGAAGCACCGAGAAAACAAGGUGUUCAUGAAGAAGUUCAAGAUCGCCUACAGUAACAAUGGCUCCGACUGGAAAAUGAUCAUGGAUGACGGCAAGCGCAAGGCUAAGACUUUCGAAGGCAACAACAACUAUGACACACCUGAGCUCCGGACCUUUUCACCUCUCUCCACACGGUUCGUCAGGAUCUACCCUGAGAGAGCCACACACAGUGGGCUUGGGCUGAGGAUGGAGCUCCUGGGCUGUGAAGUGGAAGCACCUACAGCUGGACCAACCACACCCAAUGGGAACCCAGUGGACGAGUGUGACGAUGACCAGGCCAACUGCCACAGUGGCACAGGUGAUGACUUCCAGCUCACAGGAGGCACCACUGUCCUGGCCACAGAGAAACCAACCAUUAUCGACAGCACCAUCCAAUCAGAGUUCCCGACCUAUGGCUUUAACUGCGAGUUUGGCUGGGGCUCUCACAAGACGUUCUGCCACUGGGAACACGACAGCCAUGCACAGCUCAAGUGGAGUGUGCUGACCAGCAAGACAGGGCCCAUUCAGGACCAUACAGGAGAUGGCAACUUCAUCUAUUCCCAAGCUGAUGAAAAUCAGAAGGGCAAAGUAGCCCGCCUGGUGAGCCCCGUGGUCUAUUCCCAGAACUCUGCCCACUGCAUGACCUUCUGGUACCACAUGUCCGGGUCUCACGUGGGUACACUGAGGGUCAAACUGCGCUACCAAAAGCCAGAGGAAUACGAUCAGCUGGUCUGGAUGGUGGUCGGUCACCAAGGAGACCACUGGAAAGAAGGGCGUGUCUUGCUGCACAAAUCUCUGAAACUAUAUCAGGUGAUUUUUGAAGGUGAAAUUGGGAAAGGAAACCUUGGUGGGAUCGCUGUGGAUGACAUCAGUAUUAACAAUCACAUUUCUCAGGAGGAUUGUGCAAAACCAACAGACCUAGAUAAAAAGAACACAGAAAUUAAAAUUGAUGAAACAGGGAGCACCCCCGGAUAUGAAGGGGAAGGGGAAGGUGACAAGAACAUCUCCAGGAAACCAGGCAACGUGCUUAAGACCCUGGACCCCAUCCUCAUCACCAUCAUAGCCAUGAGUGCUCUGGGGGUACUCCUGGGUGCCGUCUGUGGAGUUGUUCUGUAUUGUGCCUGUUGGCACAAUGGGAUGUCGGAAAGAAACCUGUCUGCCCUGGAGAACUAUAAUUUUGAACUUGUGGAUGGCGUCAAGUUGAAAAAAGACAAACUGAACCCACAGAGUAAUUACUCAGAGGCAUGAAGGCGCAGAUCUGGAGGGAGCACGGGAGGACCGAGGUGGGAGGACAGUGGAGGUGCGGGGACUCUGUUGCUCUGCUCUCACUGUAAGCUGGAAAGGGCGUCCGUGACGCCACGCCAGGCUUUUCUCAGGAGCUUCAAUGAGCGUCACCUACAGACGCAAGCAGGUGACUGGUAACAACCGGAAUCAUGUACCGCCCACUUUCUUCUCUUGGUUUCAUUUGGAUAAUCAGAAGCCGGUUGAGACCAAGUGUGACUGACUUCAUGGUUCAUCCUCUCUUCCCCGCUUUUUUCUCUCUCCUUACCCUGUGAUGGAUUCUUCUCAAAAACUGCAAAAUCCAAGAUGCUGGCUCCAGGCAUUGUUCAGUGGGCCCUUUUGAUGGGCAUGCGAUCUGUAGCCCAGUGCCCAGAGCAUAUUAGUGUAACCACGUAUCAGGGGACACCAACAUCCGCCUUUGCCUCGCUAACCUGCAGUGAGCGCAGCGUGGGGGAGAAAAGAAUUAGACUAUUUUGUCUGCAAAGUACUGUGGCCUCAGUACCCGUAUAGCGUGUCAGCUCUGUUUACCAAGCAAUACCGACAGAUUUUAUUGAUGUUUUACAGUGUUGUACCGAAUCUCGUGUUUGUGACCUCCAUUCAGAAUACCAUACCAUGCAGCCACCAAACUGCUGGCACCUGGGUGUCCCGCUGAUGACCACCACAAAAGUCUUCGGCACUGGCUAGUCUUCGUCCUCUCAAGUGCCUUUUUGUUUGUACUGGUUCCUUGUGUCCCGUGGAUGACCCACUCUGUUUCUGGUGAAAACCCUUCUCUUCAAUCAGACCUGGUGGCCCACUGACUAAGAAGAAAGUAUAUUUUAGUGUGCUACGCCGACCCCGGGAAGGCAAGGGCUCUGAAGACCUGGCAACGUGGCUUAAUUGUUCUGCUUUUUUCUGAAGUUCAAUGUCAUGUCUCUUGACCCUUUGUAUAAAGCUGCAAUGUUCUCUCUCAUUGUUCUUUCCUAUGGAAUGUAUUUUCAGAUGUAAACUCUUGACUCUUUCUCUCUUCCCUCCGUCCUUUUUUCCUCUCUUAGAAUCGAAGCAUUUGCCACUGUCCAGAAUGAACCUUGCAGCUUUAACCUGCUGGCGAUGGCGAACAAUUUUACUAGACUUUAUGUUUUAAGAUAAUUAAGUAAGGGGAAAUUCCUAACUUUGUCCUCCAAAGUCUAACUUUGGGUUUCUUGUUAACUGGUUAAAGUGACAGUAUCUUUUUUCCUUAAGCCAUGUGCUCAUCCAUUAUGAUUAGGUUGAUGUUUAAUAUGAACAUUUGCAUCUAAUGGAAGUCAUGAGAUGAAAGAAAAAAAAGAAUACCAACUGGCUUUCUGAUGAGACCCACAGGAAACAAUGAAUAAAAUCCCCAAAUCUAAAAGGACUUGAAAAUUUUACAUCCAAAUAUACAAAAUGAUCCCUGAGAACCUUCCUGUUUUGUUAUUGGGUCAGAGGAGGGGCGGGAAAAGAACAGCUCAUUUAAGAUAUAAACAAUAAACCUGAUGCCCAAGGCAAAGCUAUUUUAAGACUCGGCAGAAGGGGUGCAUAAAGUCAAAGCCAAUGUUUAGAGCAAACUAUUCAACAGAAACCCUGAAAAAAAUUUUAAUGACUGCUUCUAGAAACUUCCAAUGACUAAUAAAGAGGAAAGGUCUAUCUUAGGGCUGGCAAGGCAUAACCUUCAACAGCACAAAAAGGUUGAUAUCUUAACCCAAAGCAGCUUGUGGCUGGUGGAAUCUGUCUUGUGGAGCUGUAUGUAAGAACUCCCGAGUCUUCUCCUUCCCCAUGUGGCUGUAGGUCUCAGUUAUGUUUCCUGGAGAUCACAUUUGCUUCCUGGAUGAAUGGUCCGUUCACCUUGGUUUAAUGGGAUUGAGAAUGUCUUUUUUCCAGGAAAGUAUUGAUCACACACACAAAAAAGAUUAUGUUUUUAUUCCCAGGGGCAUCUUUUACUUGUUACAAUCAUACUGGGAGGAAAGCAUUAAGUGAGACUUUGUUUCUAAGGCAACAGACUUAACCCAUGUCCUCAGCCAAGGAAAAAAUGAUACUGAAACUUAAAAUUUUAAAGUACCUUGCACUGAUAAAUAUAUUUAAAAGUUAUAUGUUUAUAAAGUUAUUAAUUUGUAAAGGCAGUGUUACAAAAUGUUCAGUUUAUAUUGUUUUAGAUUGUUUCGUAAUUUUUAAAGGUGUAAAAUAACAUAUUUUUUCUUUAUUGAAAUCUAUAAGACUUUCUGUAGUAAGAUGUCUCAUUUUCUGGUAUAUUAUUGCUUCAUGUUUUGUACCCUCAUAAAAUUUUGUGCAAAUUUUUUUUACAGAAAUUUUUAUUUUCUAUGAUGAUAUGUAUGACACUUGUAAAUUGUUGUUUCAAAAUGAACAGCGAAGCCUUAACUUGAAAUGACAUUUGUAUUCUCUGAGUAGCAUAAAAAAAACCACCUAGAAUGAACUGUAACUUAAGCUCCAAACUACACAUUCCAAAGAAGCAGUUGAAUUAAACAUUUUCAUAGAAAUCCCAAA
Molecule: messenger RNA, 5915 nt
Organism: Mesocricetus auratus (golden hamster)
Lineage: Eukaryota; Metazoa; Chordata; Mammalia; Rodentia; Cricetidae
Gene: Nrp1
Product: neuropilin 1
Exons: 18
Coding region: 618-3389 (923 amino acids)
Biological process (GO): vascular endothelial growth factor signaling pathway; axon guidance; angiogenesis
Cellular component (GO): membrane
Molecular function (GO): semaphorin receptor activity; vascular endothelial growth factor receptor activity
Source: RefSeq, a predicted model, not a curated record